Molecule: messenger RNA, 1722 nt
Organism: Marchantia polymorpha subsp. ruderalis
Lineage: Eukaryota; Viridiplantae; Streptophyta; Marchantiopsida; Marchantiales; Marchantiaceae
Source: the annotation of a GenBank genome assembly
GAGCUGCAGCAGCGGCAGCGAGUCGGAACACGAGACUCUGAAGGUGGGCGCGCCUCGGGAAGCGGGGAAUCAGAGCCCGCUAGUGCUUCAUAUACGAGAGACAAGAAGUGUGGUCGAGGAGUGGCCGCAGAAUUCGCUGCGAUUGCUGGUCGGGGUGGGGUGUCGUCGAAAUCGGGGUUAGAGUUGGGAGGAAUUUGAAGGCCCGGAGAUGGCGACAGGGGAUUCGGUCGGCGAUUGCGAGCUCGAGCAUCAGCAUGGGAAGGCGCGGGUGCGAGUGGCGCGGGUGUGGCAUGAGGGGAGCUCUCAUGUGAUGGUGGAGUGGUCCGUCUCCGUCUCUCUGCGGUCCAAGACUCUGGCAGCUUACACGGAGGGGGACAAUUCUGCCAUCGUUGCCACCGAUACCAUCAAGAACACGGUCUAUGUGUUAGCAAAAAGGUGCAGCGAGACUACUUCGAUGGAAGAGUUCGGCACUCAGCUGGCAGAGCUCUUCUUGAACACCUAUUCUCAGGUGACAGGUGUCCGUGUAAACCUCACUCAAAGACCAUGGGAGCGAGUGUCUCUUGACAACACACCACAUGAGCAUGGGUUCAAAUUGGGAUCAGAGAACCGAACAGCUCAGGUUCUUGCCACUAAAGAUGGAAAUCAUAAAGUUACUGCCGGCAUUUCGGAUUUGAGUCUGUUGAAAACAACGAAGUCUGGGUUUGAAGGGUUUGUUCGCGACAAGAAUACAUUGCUUCCUGAAACAAGGGAGCGAAUGAUGGCAUCAUCGAUUCGUUCAGUUUGGAGCUACUCAAAGACACCUUUGGAUUAUAAUGAGACCCAUGCAAAAGUGAAGAACAUUUUACUCAGUACAUUCUUUGGACCAUCCCGAGGUGGUGUGUACAGCCCCUCUGUACAGAACACCCUCUAUCUCAUGGCGAAAGAGGUGUUACUAAGAGUUCCAGAGAUUGAAUCCGUGUACCUAAAUAUGCCGAACAUUCACUUUCUGCCUGUGAACAUGCCGUCUAUCGGGAUUCAGUUCAAGGAUGAUGUUUACCUACCAACGGAUGAACCCCAUGGAUCUAUCGAGGCGACCUUGCAAAGGAAGAAUCUUCCCACAUCCAAAUUGUGAUACAGACUCUGUCUGCGGUGGGGCCACGCAUGCAGUUCUCGAUGAGGAGCAUUACUCCUGCAGCCUAUUUGUGGGCGUACACCAUCAUGUGAUUCAAAGCAUCGCCUCCCUGUGCUGGUGUAGUUCUGUAAUUAAAUGAGGGCAGUCAUGAUUGCAAGGAAUAUCUGUAUGAUCUUCAUCGUCCGCAUAACCAUGUAUAUAUAAGAGUCAUGUAAACGUGUAGAGCGGUCAAUAUCCGAGUGUGCGUGUACAGCGUGAUCUAGUUCUGGCAUGUAGUAUACGUCAAAAAAGGCACCAUGAUCUUCAUCGUCAAAUGCCGAAUCCAGAAUAGAGAUGACGAUCGUUAUGGGCUCGCAACAUUGCCAUCUCUGAUCAAGGGUCGUUGGUACUAAAGUGCCCGUGAAUAUCAUUGUUGAUACUCCAUUCAUUUCUUCUCAGAUUGUGAAUAAAGGGAACAUUCUGCUAAUGUUGGCAACCUUGCUGCAGUGGGCUCCGUGAGUAGUGGCUCAUGUGUUGUACUAAGUAUGCCAAUUUAGUUAUCUUCAUAGUGAUGUUCUUCCUCUGAUUGUGGAAUUGCCCCAAUUCGAUAUUUGCCAUGUUGAUCAAUGAUC